Molecule: messenger RNA, 1290 nt
Organism: Brettanomyces nanus
Lineage: Eukaryota; Fungi; Ascomycota; Pichiomycetes; Pichiales; Pichiaceae
Exons: 1
Coding region: 1-1290 (429 amino acids)
Source: RefSeq, a predicted model, not a curated record
AUGACUCUUUGGGGGUUUAGGCGGUCAACAGUCAGACGGUUGAGCGACCUCUGCUUCCAUUCAGAUUCCGAGGGUGUAAAGUAUCUCAAUAAUUAUAGACACGAACAAGAGACACAAAUAUUGGCAGAGUUCUUGCAAACCCUUCCAGACAAGCCGCAAUACCCCAAACGAACCAGUAUUGAGAAGAAUAUUGCAGAAAUAACCACACUAUCUGGAUGGAAAACACCACAGUACUAUGAGCAUUUGGUUAGAAGUCGAGGAAAGAUGCCUCAACCCCCAUCAAAUAUGACGUAUCGAGGAUUCCAGCGAUACCUCUUGAAAUUAUCUCUGCGUAAUGAUUGGACCACCAACCAUAGUAGAAGGGAAAUAUGGAAUUUCAUUGACGGAUUUCUACGAAACGAAAGGAACAACGGCUAUCAAGUAAUACUAGGAGAAGACAAUCCGGAAGAGAUAUUAAACCCAAUAUUAUGGUGGCUCGUAAAGAAUGAAGAGAGAGAUGCCGCUAGUCAGAUGAUCAGGCAGAUAUACAACAGAUUGAAGGAGGAGAGUAAGAGAAGUGUGGAAUUCUAUAACAUAUUACUUGCAGGAGCAGGUGGGAUGUGCCGAUAUGGCAAGUGGUUUUAUUUGGAUCGACUCUUACGAGAGAUGAUAGAAGAGAAGGUAGAGGCCAAUGACCUCACUGCUCAAUUGCUGUACAUGUGGAUUCCAGAUUGGGACAUAAAAGUUGAAAUGUUGGGAAUGGAGAAGGUACAAUUAAAGAAGAACGGAGAUGCAAUAAUGGAUAGGAUCUGCCUUGAAGGGGGUAUAUCCGAAGAAGAAAAAGGAGAACGGGUAUCGAGUGACAACCAGAUCAUUGAAAUUCCUGCUAUCUACGAAGGAAAAGUCAAUUUAAUGUUGAUGUCGCAGUCAUCCUUGGAUGUCGAUCGAACGGUGCAACUCUUACAGGAACAGAUACUAGCAGGAUGGAGGCCGAACUUGCUUACUGUGGAUAUUGUUACGAGCAUGCUCGAACGUAUAUUAGACUAUGUGAGCUGUGUUAAAUGGCUCUAUUUUUGUGAACGGAAAUACGGUCUAAAGGUGGGUCCAUGGGUGUCGCACAUUGACAGUGUGGUCGCCGAGAGAUAUGCGGGGGGUAAAGUUGAUACGAAGGUGUACGAGGCAGGACAGAUAGGAAAGACAAUCAACUUAUUAAGGUGGUGGCGCCUUUCGGGCAAUGGAGAGCUAUUUGAACAGGAACUGAAUGCUGUGGAAAGUAAUACAUUAUAUAAAGUACUUCUGCACGUGCAAUAA